AUGGAUACUAAGAGAACGCUGCAGAGUUCUGUGCUGGCGUUAACAGAUGAGACUCUUAUAUCAAUGAGUAUAGUAGUAAAUGCGACAAGGGAGGUUACUAAUGACGGGGUUGAACAGUGCGAUCCUCAAGUUAUCACUCAAGCAUCAUCUCUAAGUAAGCUGCCUGUGGAGCCUUCCUCCAUGGAUAUUGUUGUUUCCAUUUGCAGAUCAAUUGAAUUUCCUGGUGAACUGUUGGUAAAGGAAAUUUUUAGAGUGUUGAAGCCUGGUGGCACUAUUUUGAUUUGCAGUUCUCAGCAAUCCGGGAUAGGGGAAACUGACAAGGCAAUUUCGGGUCUCCAGCGCAAGUUGCUUUUGGCUGGAUUCUUAGAAGCGGAAGCUCUGAAACCGAAAUCUGAUGGACUCUCCAACGUGGUUCAUUCUUUUGGGGUCAAGGCCAAGAAGCCUUCUUGGAAUAUUGGAUCGUCCUUUGUGCUAAAGAAAUCCAUAAAAUCAUCGGUCAAGGUUCAGGUUGAUGAUGAUUCGGAUUUGAUUGAUGAGGAUAGCCUUUUGACUGAAGAGGAUCUGAAGAAACCUCAGCUACCACCUGUUGGUGAUUGUGAAGUAGGAAGCACAAGGAAGGCUUGCAAGAACUGCACUUGUGGUAGAGCUGAGGAAGAGGAGAAAGUGAAGUUGGGACUCACUAUGGAUCAGCUGAACAAUCCUCAAUCAGCAUGUGGCAGUUGUGGACUAGGGGAUGCUUUUCGUUGCGGUACAUGCCCUUACAAAGGUCUCCCACCAUUCAAACUUGGUGAAAAGGUUUCGCUGUCUAAAAACUUUCUUGUGGCAGACAUUUGA
Dovyalis caffra is the source of this 834-nucleotide messenger RNA. The record is from the annotation of a GenBank genome assembly. Lineage: Eukaryota; Viridiplantae; Streptophyta; Magnoliopsida; Malpighiales; Salicaceae.